This is a messenger RNA of Chrysoperla carnea, 380 nucleotides long. RefSeq lists its product as uncharacterized. The transcript is spliced from 4 exons. NCBI's taxonomy places the organism in Eukaryota, Metazoa, Arthropoda, Insecta, Neuroptera, Chrysopidae. The coding region runs from base 48 to 380 and encodes 110 amino acids. The record is from RefSeq and is a predicted model, not a curated record.
UUAUAUUCAUUUGUCUUGGAUUAAUUUUUGUAUUCGGCUUUAUUCUGAUGGUAAUUGUAAGCUCUCAUCAAGGAAACGAAUGCUACUUCAAUAAUUUGGGUUUUACGGAAUUACAACUACAUUUUAUGUGCAUUUAUACAGAAAAAUGUAUGAACGAACCAUUUAGAUUAGAACUCGAUGGAUUUGGUCCUCUAUUUCAACGCAUUAACCCAAAUUUAGAACGAAAGGAAAAACAUCUAAGGAUCUUAAACCACUGUACCGCUUUUGCAUGCAAAGAAGCUCUUUUGUUUGAUGACACAUUUAUUGGAAAACUUUCACGAGACCUUAUUGAAAUAUGCAUUGGAUUGAUAACCACCUGCAUGUCAGCAAAGAAUUGUUAA